Mycena indigotica is the source of this 1335-nucleotide messenger RNA. RefSeq lists its product as uncharacterized. The transcript is spliced from 8 exons. The coding region runs from base 1 to 1335 and encodes 444 amino acids. Lineage: Eukaryota; Fungi; Basidiomycota; Agaricomycetes; Agaricales; Mycenaceae. The record is from RefSeq and is a predicted model, not a curated record.
AUGGCCACCGCCAGUCCCCCUCGGUAUCCUGCUCCGCUGCAGCCCACCUUUAGUCGGACUCCCUCUUACUCUGCGGAACCCGGCCUUUACGAACAACGUCUUGCCCUCAACAGUCGUCAGCUUCCUCGCCACACAGGGAAUUACAUCAAAAAGGGCAAUGAUGCUAUCUUGCGACUCACUGCUCAACAAGACAAGAUCGACCUGCCUGUUUAUGGUACUGGUGGGGUUGUAGAAGGCAUAGUUGAGAUUACCAAGGCUACUCACGUCUCUACCGUCGAGGUCAAGGUUGAGGGUCGUUUGGUGCUGAAGGAGAUAGCAGAAGGCGGCCAGUUGACUACCUCGUUAUGUCUCGACACUGUCGUGCUUUUCAUCAAGGACGCUAAUAACUCUCCCUGCCCGUCGUCCUUACCUUUUGCUCUCACCCUUCCGACUCAAUUCCAAUAUCAUGGUCGCAGCUAUCCAUUACCCCCUUCCCAUUCGGUUAAACUGAAGGGCCUUCCUGGAUUCCAUGCAUCCAUUGACUAUUCAGUCAGCGCGAUCAUAAACAAACCCACCUCUGUCCCCACCAUCGUGCCUCUUGUAAAGUCCAAGAAACUCGGAGUCAACAUUGGCACGACCACGGUGUCAACUCCGUUCAUCUACUACCCACGGACACGCCCCGCUGUCCCUGUUCCAUCCCCGCUUACCCCGCGCGAAGGCGGCUUCAUCAAUAGCCCCGACUGGAAGACCUACAGCUACGUCCUCCAGGCCGCCAAGCACAAGGCCAACGCGCAAGACAUCAAUGUCAAGUUACAUCUCCCAGCAUCGCGCAUAUUCUGUUCAGCACAAUCGAUUCCAUUCCAUGUCACUUUCGAGGCCGGUGCCUAUUCGCUAGCUGCGUUCUUGCCAUACGGACCUACCACGGGCGCGGCAGGAAAGUUGCGGGCCACAAAGAUUCAAUUGAUGCGACAGUCGACUGUCGAUGUCAGAGGAAUGACUGUCCACGGCACAAAGACGGAUAUUUGGCGCGUGGACUGCAUUGGUGAAGGGGUGUUUAAGCAUGCUGGCGACGGUGCGACUUGGAUGUCCUUCUCAGGCGAGAUUGAAAUCGACCCGGUCAAAGUCAUGGGUUUCCGUAUAGCGGGUCUAUCAGUUCAGGACUGUCUUCUGUUCACAGUAACUCCCCCGGAUGUCACUAAAUCACCCUUUGUGGGCAUCCGGGAGAUGGUUCCAGUGCGGUUAACGACUGACCCGUAUACCGAGGAUGGUCGUGGAAUCGCUGCAGCCCGGGAUUCCAUCAACGUUUCUGUCCCACCUUCGCCUGAGGACUCUGCUCUUUUCGAGCACGCAUUUUAA